This is a messenger RNA of Bombyx mori (domestic silkworm), 3129 nucleotides long. RefSeq names its product glycerol-3-phosphate phosphatase. Lineage: Eukaryota; Metazoa; Arthropoda; Insecta; Lepidoptera; Bombycidae. The coding region runs from base 108 to 1139 and encodes 343 amino acids. The record is from RefSeq and is a predicted model, not a curated record. Gene Ontology annotation, molecular function: phosphatase activity. The transcript has 5 exons.
UUUUACUAUUUGUCUCUCAAAUAUAUAAUCUAUGCUUUUGUCAUUAAAAUUUCGGGAUAUUGGGUUUAAUGGAAUGAAAAUUCAAAAACGUGUUCCGUGUGAUUUCAAUGGGCUUGACCAAAUUAUUAACUUGGUUAAUAAAUGGAAGAAAGUUUGUGCCACGCUUGACACCUAUCCCAAGACAAUUUUUAAGUAGUUAUCCCUGUAGAAGUAUAAGUACUACCAAAAUGUUUAAGUCAGCUGUUAUGAAUCUACGGGAAGCAAGCAAUGACCAAGUUCAAGAAUUUCUUAAUUCUUUCGACACUGUUCUUACGGACUGUGAUGGUGUAUUGUGGAUAGACAAUAAUGUCAUACCGGGUUCAGCUGAGACCAUGAAUUAUUUUCGUAAAUUAGGAAAGAAAAUUUUUUAUGUGACGAAUAAUUCUACAAAAAUUCGUAGAGAUUUUGCUCUAAAAGCACAACAACUGGGUUUUAUAGCAAGUGAGGAAGAAAUCCUUUCCACUGCUUAUUUGGUAGCACAUUACCUAAAAGGUAUUGGCUUUACCAAAAAGGUGUAUCUUCUUGGGUCCAAUGGCAUUGGAGAAGAACUUAAAGCUGUUGGUAUUAGGCAUAUUGGUGUUGGUCCAGAUCACGUCCAACCAGAUUUCAAAAACAUGAAACCUUCAGAUUUAGAUCCUGAAGUUGGAGCUGUUGUUGUUGGAUUUGACGAGCAUGUCAGUUAUCCGAAGUUUAUGAAAGCAGCUUCCUACCUUGCUUCUGAAGAAUGCUUGUUUGUGGCAACAAAUACUGACGAGAGGUUCCCAAAAGCAGCAUCUAUUGUUGUACCCGGAACCGGUACCCUCGUGAGGGCUGUAGAAACAUGCUCAGAACGAAGGGCAUUAGUAGUUGGAAAACCCCAUGCAUAUGUGCGGAAGUUUCUUGAAUCUUGUGGACUAAAUCCAGAGAGGACAUUGAUGAUUGGAGACAGAUGCAAUACCGACAUAGAACUAGGUGUCCGAUGCGGUUUUCAAACACUCCUCGUGUUGUCUGGUGUAACAUCUGCUAAAGAUCUGGAGAAGAUACGCAGCGAGAAGAAACCGCCGUUGCCAGAUGUUGUUCUACCGAAACUUGGGGAUUUGCAGUCACUUGUAACGUCAUAGUAUAUUAGGGAACAUAAAUUCGACAAAACAAUAGCAUGUUAAUAGGUCAAUUGUAAAGCAAUUAAAGUUAGAUUUAGUAGUAAAGAUGCAAGGAACUGCUUAUAAAAAUAUUUAUACUAUUUAACCAAAUCAAAUGUUGUAAACAUUUGAAACAUAAUAUUUAAUAUUGCUGAAUGCUUGUAAGAGUAAUACAUGAAACAUAUCGUUGAUUUAAUUUGAUAGUGGCACAGGUCUUAUAAUAUUAUAUAAAUAGUUUGUGGAGUUUCUCAGAAAAUGGAUCAUGUCCUUUUACUGUAAAUCAUAAGGCCCGUAAAAAAUAUUUACUAGUCACCAGAUUUAUUAUUAACUUAUUGUGUUUGUUAUAACAUUUUUAGAUGGUAUUCGUUGGGUAGAUAUAUUAUGGUAGCAGAACGGGAAAUUAGUUUAGUUAGUGAUCGGAUAACCAGUGAAAUUCACUUUUUUUUUCUUCCUAAGACCAUCAGCUUGGUCUAGAGAGACCAUGUCAGCGUCGCUGGGCUAGUAGGUGAGCUCACGGGGCUCAAACCUGACGAUGUUGCUAACACGAACCCUAGCGAGAGCCUUGCUUUGCAGAAUCUACCACCGGAUCGGAAACGCAACCCACUGAGAAGAUCGGGCGAGAACGAUGACCGGUGCUUGGGGUACCUAAAAGCACCGUUAGUGGAUCGGGAGGAUCCGAAAUGACGUGUUUUGGGCGACGUCGACUGUUUACUAUUUGGUCCGCAGGAUCGGCUGGUUACUGGCGGCCACGAUGAGAGGGUUCUCGUGUCGUGCCGCUUUAUCGAAAUGGGAAAAUUCACGCGAUUCCUUCCAUCACAUUAUAGAAAUAAUUGUGAGUCGCGGAACACGCAAUAUGCAUUUUGUUUAUAUAUUGCAUAAUAUAAGCUCUAGAAACACUGGCUUACGUGUGUGUAUCCGUUUACUGACGAGCCUUUUUAUUUUUCGGAAGGGGGACCGAACCUCAUGCGAGGUUCCCUCAUCUAGGUGCGCGGGAUAUAUGGGACUCUGUGACCUCGUAACUUACGAUUAAAGAAAGACCUUUUUUAUGGCUCGUAUUGCAAUCUGUUUCGUUAUACCCAGUUGCGACAUCUGGUUAACGUUGUAGUCGCGCAACCUCAUACAGCAACCUACACUUCCGUAUGAAAAGAUCAUGUGCCACUAUUUAACUAUCAGGGAAUUUUAUGUUAUCUACGACAGUCAGGAUGCUAAUGUCAUCCAAAAUCACAUGAAUUUUAGAAUUGACUUCAGGAAUGCCUAAGUUCGAAACUUCUAGUCAUAGAAGUUAAUAUAAAAAAAUAACGCAUAUUGUUACUAACGUCACGCCAAGCGAGACGUUCUACAGCGCUCUUUCUCUACAAAAUGUCCACCUUUAUCUUAUAAAACUAGUUUCGAUCCUAUUUCCUCGAAAACGUUUCACCUUUAUCCGACUUUACAAGAGAAGGGUCUCGAUAUAUUUUUGUGUUCCCUUGACUAUUGAUUCUAGUUGAUAACUCUCGGUUUGGUAUUUCUUGUCAUGAUUAUUUUAAUAUAAAAAUCCAAAAGGGGAGCCUGUUAAAAUCAAUGUAAUAUGUUAAAAGAUAUAAUCAUUGGGGUGCUCCACACAAAUUCAACUAUUCUCUAAAUUGACAACUCUUUCACAAGGCUUUUUUAUUUUAGUAAGUUUCAAUGAUGUAUUUUACUCUUGAAGUCGGUUUCCAAUGUUUUUUUAUUAAUGUUUUGAUUGUAUUUUAUUAAUAUAUAUGAUGAAUUAUAAAGAAAUGAAAUAAAUUGUAAUUUAUGGUUUCGAACGCGUGGUUCAGACGCAUAUAGGUACAAAUUCGUUAUUAUUUCGUGGUUUAAUGGUUAAACUGUUAAAACUACAUUAUUUAACUUAUUACGCAAUAAAAAUGUAAUAUGAUUACAAUGUAAGAAUCGUUCUAUACAACUGUUAUCUUGAUGCGAAUUUAUUUGCACAAUAAAAAUCUAUUGGUUU